CUGAGCAAGCUGGUCGGAGGCGGGCCGGUGACGGCGGAGGCGAUGGCGCCCGUGCUCAAGGCGCUGCUCGACCGGCUGGUGGAGAAGAACGUGGCGCAGGAGGUCGGCGCCAAGGUGAUCGACGCGGUGGGCGCGUCGCUGGUCGGCGCGUCGCUCCCCACCUUCGGCUCGCUCGCCAGUACCGUCAAGGCGGCGAUGGCGGAGGCGUUCGGGCGCGUGCUCACCUCGCCCCGAGAGGCAGCCGACCUGCUGCACGACGUCUCGACGGCGCGCGGCGGCAAGCGGCCGUACGUGGUGGUGUUUGUGGGCGUCAACGGCGUCGGCAAGAGCACUUCGCUCUCCAAGGUUGCCUACUACAUCAAGUCGAACGGCUUCGUGCCGCUCCUCUGCGCUUGCGACACCUUCCGCUCCGGCGCCGUCGAGCAAUUGCGCGUCCACGCCCAAGCGCUCGACGUGCCCCUCUUCCAAAAGGGGUACGGCAACGACGCGGCGCAGAUCGCUGCCGACGGCAUCGCGCACGCGCAGGCGAUGGGCGCAACGCGGCGCCUCGCGAUGGGGUAUGACGCGGUGCUCGUCGACACGGCCGGCCGGAUGCAGGACAACGAGCCGCUCAUGCGCGCGCUCGCCAAGCUGGUGCAUGUCAACUCGCCCGACCUCGUCCUCUUCGUCGGCGAGGCGCUGGCCGGCAACGACGCCGUGACCGGCUUCAACGCGUCGCUCGCCCAGUACGCGGGCGGCAAGGCGCCGCGGCUGAUCGACGGUGUCAUCCUCACCAAGUUUGACACGAUCAACGACAAGGUGGGCGCCGCCCUCAACCUCGUCUACACGACGGGCAAGCCCGUCGUUUUCGUCGGCGUCGGGCAGACGUACGAGGACAUCCGCAACCUCAACGUCGAGCACGUGGUGCGUGCACUCACCGGCUGA
Messenger RNA from Emiliania huxleyi CCMP1516, 924 nucleotides. RefSeq lists its product as hypothetical. The record is from RefSeq and is a predicted model, not a curated record. Gene Ontology annotation, cellular component: endoplasmic reticulum membrane. NCBI's taxonomy places the organism in Eukaryota, Haptophyta, Isochrysidales, Noelaerhabdaceae. The transcript is spliced from 7 exons. Gene Ontology annotation, molecular function: GTP binding; signal recognition particle binding; ATP hydrolysis activity. Gene Ontology annotation, biological process: SRP-dependent cotranslational protein targeting to membrane. The annotation marks the transcript as partial.